CGGUCAUAGAGAAAAUCUAACUUUUAUUUCGCCGACUGCUCUCUUAACGCGAUCUUAUUUUCCUAUGAUUUAUAGUUAAUUUUUUUAUGCAUUUAUUUUAAAUCCUUAAUCAUAGUGAUUAUUGUAUAAUUUCACUGCAGCUAUAUUAAUAAUUGUUUUCAUAUGACCUGAUCUGCAGCAGUCAUCUAAACAGACGCCCUUUUUCAUAAUCUUAUUAUUGAUCGUUUAUUGUUGCGUGUUUGUUGUGACUAUCACUGCUCCUAGCAACGAAAGAGAAGCCGUAGCCAUAGUCACCAUGAACGCCUUUUUACGUCAACAAUUCAGAUAAUUAUCUAUGGCGACUUCUGUUAGGAGUGGAAUCAAAAUAGAUGGGUCAGCUGGCCCAGGCUCUCAAAUCAGCACUAUCACAGUGGUAACUGCUGGUGGGGUUGGCCAAACACUUGUUGUACAACCUGUACAACAAGCUUCUGUAGUUCGAGCUUCAAUUGAACAAAAUGUUACUAAUAAUAGACAGUUGGAUACAACAAUGUUGUGUGGUAGCCCAGUACAUGAUGAUGGAUCUGAUAAGUCUUUAGAUGAUGAAGAACACCAUUUAGAACACAAAGAUCGAAAUCCUACAGUUACUGUUGAUAAUGGACAUUAUAUAGUUGCAGCUUCAGAAGGAUCACAAGGAAGAUCUUAUGCUUCUUUGACACCAGUACCAACAUUAGUUCCUGAAACUGAAACAGUGGGUUCUGAGGAUGUUAGUCAUUCUACAUAUGUUCAGUAUGUAGAAGGAACAGCAGGUGAUCAAGCAAUAUUCACCAAUGGCCAAAUGGCUUAUCCAGUUUAUACUGUAGGAGAAAGUGGAACCAUGUACCAAACAGGUCAAACUCAUUAUUAUACCCCAAGUACAAAUUCAUAUUCUCAGGUUACAAACACGUUAGGACAGCCUACAUGUCAAGCACAAAUAAUUGGAAAUGGAACUUAUAUAAUACAACAAAAUGUAGACAAUGAUCAUACAAUUAUCACUACAGCUCAAAGAGAUAGUCCAAAUUCAGCUAUAUCCUCGGAUGUUUCUUAUCUUACGGUUAAUACCACCGAUUCUAACCCAACAAGUGCUAAUUUAGAUCAAAUAAAUGGUGUCGAGUCUGAUGGAGGGAUGCAAAGUAGUGGUCUUAUGCACGCUAACAGAAUAUCUCCUGCAACUGUUAAUUGGUUAAUGGAAAAUUAUGAAAUGGCUGAAGGAGUCUCAUUACCUCGUUCAACAUUAUAUAAUCAUUAUUUAACACAUUGUUCAGAAACAAAAAUUGAUCCUGUAAAUGCAGCUUCUUUUGGUAAACUUAUACGUUCUGUUUUUAUGGGUUUACGUACCAGACGUUUAGGAACUAGAGGGAAUUCUAAAUACCAUUACUAUGGAAUUAGAAUAAAAGCCAGUUCUUUAUUAAAUGACUUUUCAACUGAUGAUAAUGUAUCUGGAAGAACCACUCAGAGUACUACUUCAAAAAAAAUUAAAUUUAUUAAAACAGAAGAGCGUAGUUGCAAUCAAUAUGCUGGUAAUAGCUCAGAUUCAACAAAUUAUUCACAAAAUAGUAUACCUUCUUCGCCACAAGCUCAAAAUCAAGAAUAUUUAGGCGAUGGUGCAAAUGCUGUACCUGAAUUUCCUGAUAUCAUAUUGGAUGAACUGCAAUUAGAUGAUAAUUGUACUCUUGAAGAUGUUGAUACAUUUAAAAAUCUUUAUAGAGAACAUUAUGAAGCUUUUUUGGGUGCUAUAUUAAACUUAGAAUUUGGUACUGUUGAAUCACUUUGGCGAGAAUUUUGGCGUAGUCAAGAUAAUAAUAAUGAUGAAUGCGAAGAAGAAAAAUAUUUAUCCAAAGAAAAAUUGUAUUCCUUAUCAAAAUGUAAAACAUUACAACUAUUUGUGAAAACUGUUGAUUUUCUAUUUUAUCAAAAUUUAGUGAAAGUUCUAAUUCCUGAUGUUCUUAGACCAGUUCCUGGAACAUUAACUCAAGCUAUCAGAAAUUUUUCGAAAGGAUUAGAGUCAUGGCUUACUUCUGCUAUGCAAGGGUGUCCAGAAGAAAUGAUCUCAAUAAAAGUGACUGCAGUUAGUGCUUUUGCUCAAACAUUACGCCGGUAUACUUCUUUAAAUCAUCUUGCUCAGGCUGCUAGAGCUGUGUUACAAAAUUAUACUCAAAUUAAUCAAAUGCUUACUGAUUUAAAUCGUGUCGACUUCCGUAAUGUUCAAGAACAAGCUUCAUGGGUUUGCCAAUGUGAUUCUGCUUUAGUUCAACAAUUGGAGGCAGAUUUUAAACAUACAUUGCAACAGCAGAAUUCAUUAGAAGAAUGGGCAACUUGGUUAAAAAGUGUUGUAGAUAAUUGUUUAAAGCCUUACCGCGGUACACCUAAUUUUACAAAAGAAGCAAGACAAUUUUUAUUAAAAUGGUCAUUUUACAGCUCAAUGGUCAUACGAGAUUUAACAUUACGUUCAGCAGCUAGCUUUGGUUCAUUUCAUCUAAUCCGUUUACUUUAUGAUGAAUAUAUGUUUUAUUUGAUUGAACAUGAAGUAGCUUUAGUUACUGGAGAAACACCAAUUGCAGUAAUGGGAUCAGGAGAUAAAACCAUACCAACUGCAGUGUUGAUUGAUUAUGAAACAUCUUCAGAUUACACUAAUUGUAAUGGAAAACGCAUGAAAAUAAACUAGUCACCUCGUCAUAUAUUACAUAAUUUUUGGGCACAUAAUCACUUUUUUGAUAUUUAUAAUUUUUUUUUUUAUGUCUUUGUGAGCACUUUUUAAAUCAGA
Molecule: messenger RNA, 2779 nt
Organism: Daktulosphaira vitifoliae (grape phylloxera)
Lineage: Eukaryota; Metazoa; Arthropoda; Insecta; Hemiptera; Phylloxeridae
Product: DNA-binding protein RFX2-like
Exons: 16
Coding region: 335-2680 (781 amino acids)
Biological process (GO): regulation of transcription by RNA polymerase II
Molecular function (GO): DNA-binding transcription factor activity, RNA polymerase II-specific; RNA polymerase II cis-regulatory region sequence-specific DNA binding
Source: RefSeq, a predicted model, not a curated record